Molecule: messenger RNA, 5833 nt
Organism: Bemisia tabaci
Lineage: Eukaryota; Metazoa; Arthropoda; Insecta; Hemiptera; Aleyrodidae
Source: RefSeq, a predicted model, not a curated record
GGCAAUAGCUCCGCCACGCCGCGACAAUCAGUAAACGUUUCGGCACUGUCGCGCGUACCACGUGUGGCGCCGCGCCGAUCCCGCCCGCGUGUUUUCCGACGUCCGAACAUGCGUCAACCCUCCCCGUGUGCCGUCCCUUAAACCUCGCGAAACACGCGUCAAGUUGUGUUCGUCGUGCGUGAAUUCAUCCCGGUGUGUCGUCGUUCAACCCCGCGAAAAACGUGAAAACGUUACCGGUGUGUGUCGAAACUCGCGUAAACUUGCCCGCGAGUGCCGCCGUAAAGCCUCGCGAAGCACGUGAAAACGUUACCGGUGUGUGUUGAAAUUCGCGUAAACUUAUUUGCGAGUGCCGUCGUGAAGCCUCGCGAAACACGUGAAAACUGCACCGGUGUGUGUUGAAACUCGCGAAAACUUGUCAGCGAGCGUCGUCUAAUAAACACGUGAAAACAUAUUUGCUGCAGCGUCGAAACUUGUGCGAGUGUCGUCGUUCAAACCUCUGUGAAACACGCGUAAGUUGCCAGCUGUGCCGCCAUUCGAAUUUGUGAAAAAAUUGAUCGUGAGAUUCGCACGUGUAAGAUUCACUCCUCGAAUGAAUUCCGUUUGGAAAUUGUAAAUUUUUGUGUAAAAUAAUCCGGAGAGCCCCCUAAUAUUUUUAACCGUUACGUACUUGUGUGAAUAGUGUUCUGGUAAUUGAUUUGCCUACACGUUACGAGUCAACUUUUAUGCACUGGUGAUCAAGAUUUUCGCGUUAACUGUCCAAAAUUGCGUCGAUUUCGUAUUUCUUUAGAAUCUCCAAUAAUUUUCCCUCGUCUCAGAAAAUUGAACCUCUCGAAAAGCGUUUUCUAUUCGUCUUUCGUGUGGUAAUUAGCCUAACAUGAUUACUCUUAUCAAUUCAAGCCGGUCGUGUUUUAAGCUCGCGAAGUAAUUCCUAACAUUCGUAUACUGUCUACAGGUAUAUUUUCGGCCUGACAAGUUUAUUAAAACGGUUGACGUGUCGAAAGUGAUAACAGGACGUUUUUGCUCGUCACCGCGUUAGCGAUGGAUUGUUAUUUUUCGAAUCGUUGCUAGUUGUUUGUGCUUGGGUGCGUUGUAGUGUUUGUUGUGUCUGUGUCGCCUGUAAACGGGGAAUUUUCCAAACUAAUACUUUUUUCUUUUAACGGGAAUCCAUUCUGCUGAAAUCUUUGAAUUGUCGCCUCUCGGACUCAAUCAAGUUUUUUCCAGCAAUCGAUCUUACUCUAACCGCAGUGAAAUUAAAAAUUGAUCGCAGUGUAAAGAGUGGAAUCCAACUCUGUCUAAAAUUUAUACAUGGGCCAGAAACAUCUAUUUACCGAACCCACGCCCUCUUCCGCGUCACAAGAUAUUUCAUUCCCGGAUCAAAAUGUCUUGACCAUCGGAUCGCACGAACGAUAGUCCAACCACAUCAUCAAACCCUCACUAUGAGGUGUGGCGCGUGCAGUGAGCAUCGAAUCUUGCCCAAUCAAACCGAGUUCGAUCAAACCAUGUUCCAUCAAACCGCAAUCCACCAAACCGGCGCGUGAAUCGCUCGUGGUAUUUAUACGCGUUAGAAAUCAACCCGAGUUUGAUCAAACCGCGUUCCGUCAAACCGGCAUCCGAAUGUCUCGCGUGUGUUAGUAAACUCAGCUAUGUUCGAGUGUGCGUCGAACGGUACAGUCCGGGCAUCCCCGGUCAAAGACGGCGUGCGGACGUUCACGCAUAUGCUGGCAGCCGUCGUCAUCAAACUGAUUUGCUCAAACCCGCUCGGCGGUAUAGGUCUUAGUUUGAAGAAUGUCUGGUGGCGCGUCCGGUACAAAGCGCCAUCGUCAUGUGACGGAGUGAAAAAUCCGAGUGAAAGUUCCGUGUGUGCGUCGUUCUCCACCGCAUCGGCCUUCCUGUGCGUCACGUAUCCAAGUUUCGUUGCUCAGUGUGUCACGUUUCUCUCUCUCGCCGUAACGUAUUUCCGAGUUUUUACGUUCCCAGAUCUCUCAAAUCAUUUCCACCACCUCGUGAAUAAGGAAUCCUUAGCUAGUAGUUUGUCGCUCGUGCAUAUCGUGGCCGCAGCCUUGACGCGGUUUCACGUUUGUGUCGUGCGUGACGUCACGUGUCACGUUUCUAACCUCAUGUCCGUCACGCAUCGGUUCCUACGCUUCAUGGCGGCGUUGGACAGUUGUCUGCGGAGGGUGGUCUGCCGGCGGAGUUUUGUGAUACUGCUCCUUUGCGCGAACCUGGGGCUCGUCGCGGAGGGUCGCCUAGGGUCCAAGAGGGACCUGACGAAGAAGGAAGUGCAGAUUGUUCUGAUAGCCCCAGCGGACCCAAAGCUCCUGAAAGACGAGGGGCUGGAGCCGUUGCCAGCCAUAUCGCCAGCUGUCCAGCUGGCAGUCAAGAACAUUUCGGACCCACAGACCGGACUCCUGCCCGGGUGGAAUAUCAGCGUCAUCGAAAAGGACUCACAGUGCUCCUCCGCCUGGGGACCUAUCGCCGCUUUUGAGUACCAUCAAACUGCAGACAUGUUCUUGGGCCCGGUGUGCGAGUACGUGAUCGCGCAGGUUGCCCGCUUCUCGGGGGUGGUGUGGGGGAUCCCGGUGCUCACGGCCGGGGCCCAGGCCAAGGUGUUCGACAACAAGACCGACGACUUCAAGAUGCUCACCCGCAUGCUCUCCGGCGACAACCUCAUCCAGAUCGCCCUCAAGCAGAUCCUCUCCGACUUCGGCUGGAACCAGGUCGGGCUCCUCUACGAGAACUACGAGGAGGACCGCGGGCACUCCAAGUGCCACUUCACCCUCGCCGCCGUCUACUCGGCCAUGGGCAAGAAGUCCUACCACGAGGGCUUCUACCGGGUCGCCACCUACAGCUACUUCCUCGAGCAGCUCCAGGUCAUGUCCACCAAGGCCCGAAUAAUCGUAUUGUGUGCCACGCCUCCAAAGGUUCGUGAAAUCAUGCUCGCAGCGGAGGAACUUAAUAUGAUUGACUCCGGAGAAUACGUAUUCUUCAACAUCGAACUGUUCAGCAAGAUGGAUCACUCCUCCUUGCGACCAUGGAAAGUAGAGAAUGACACGGAUGAACGAAAUGAAAAAGCAAGACGCGCCUACCAAGCCAUGCUCAUCGUAUCUGCUCGGACGCCGACCAAUGAUGCCUAUCAAAAGUUUUCCGAUGAGGUGAAGAGUCUUGCCGUGCACAAUAAUUACAAGGAUUUCGGCAACGAGACUGUGUCAACGUUCGUGACUGCGUUCUACGAUGCCGUUCUCCUAUACGCGCUCGCCCUCAACGAAACCCUGGCUGUAGGAAAGCAACAGAGGGAUGGAGCCGAGAUUACCAGGCGCAUGUGGAACAGGACUUUCACAGGAAUCACUGGUGAAGUUAACAUAGAUCCAAAUGGCGAUCGGAUAUCCGACUACUCUCUCUUGGACAUGGAUUAUGAAACGAAUGAAUUUAAGGUAGUGGCUUAUUACUUCGGGAAAACAAGCAAAGUCGAAUAUUUAAGUGGAGCCAAAAUCCAUUGGCCUGGUGGGAGGACAUCACCCCCUCCGGACACUCCCAAGUGUGGAUUUGAUGGGAGUCUCUGCCGAUCUUUUCCAAUCUAUGCAAUCAUAACGAUGGUUUUAAGUUUCGCUGUAGUGGUGCUGAUUGGGGCCUCCUUAUUCAUUUAUCGGCACUACAAACUGGAGGCGGAAAUUGCUCAAAUGACAUGGCGAGUCUCCUAUUCAGAGAUAGACGACAAGCGUGGCGGGAAAUUAAGGGGCUCGUUCAGCAGUCUCCAAAGAAGAAACAGUUUGACGUCGGAAAUCUCUGAGGAUGCCAUGAGUGUCUUUGAGUCCGGCCGUCAAGAAUUUGCGACAACUGCCGUUUACAAGGGUAACCGCGUGGCUGUGAAAAAACUGUGUCAGCGGAGGAUCGAACUGACCAGACCUCUGCUGCUGGAGCUCAAAAGAUUAAAAGACUUGCACCACGACCACUUAGUCCGAUUUUAUGGGGCAUGUGUGGAUCCUCCAGAGCCGUGCUUGCUCACAGAAUACUGCCCCAAAGGAUCUCUGCAGGAUAUUUUAGAAAACGAAGAAUUCAAAUUAGAACCUAUUUUUAAAUACAGUCUCAUGCACGAUAUCGUCAAGGGUAUGAGCUACCUGCACGCCAGCGAGAUCAAAUCUCAUGGUGGGCUCAAGUCAUCAAAUUGUGUCGUCGACAGUCGAUUCGUCCUAAAAAUUGCCGAUUUUGGUCUCAGGAGUCUGAGGGCAAGCGAUAGCAACUGCUCAGAAGACAAAGAUACUUACGCUUACUGGCGCAGAUUCGUGUGGACGGCUCCAGAGCUGCUGAGAUUGCCGAAUCCACCACCAGAGGGCACGCAAAAGGGAGAUGUCUACUCCUUCGCAAUAAUCGUCCAUGAGAUCGUCACGCGGCAGGGUCCGUUCUACUUAGACGAGACUGAGUAUCCUAUGCUUGUGGAACCCAGACAAAUCGUGGAGGAGGUCAAAAAUGGAGUCUCCUUCCUCAGGCCAUCGGUACCUGAAAACUUAGACUGUGAUGAUGAGAUUGUAAGUUUGAUGCGUCGUUGCUGGGCCGAGGACCCAACAGAAAGGCCAGAUUUCACAACUCUCAAAACUUUAAUAAGAAAACUUAACAAAGAUUUCGAAACGGAUAAUAUUCUUGAUAAUUUGCUAGCUCGUAUGGAGAAGUACGCCAAUAAUUUGGAAUCGCUCGUCGAGGAGAGAACCGCAGACUACAAAGAAGAAAAGAGAAAAUGUGAAGAGCUUCUUUACAGGCUUCUUCCUACGUCGGUGGCGAGCCAGCUGAUAGCGGGUCAAGCUGUGGUGGCAGAGUGCUACGACAAUGUGACGAUAUACUUCUCGGACAUCGUCGGUUUUACCUCGCUCAGCGCCGAGAGCACGCCUUUGCAGGUGGUCGAGUUGCUCAACGAUCUCUACACUACUUUCGAUUCUAUCAUCGGAGGCUUCGACGUCUACAAGGUGGAGACAAUCGGUGAUGCGUACAUGGUAGUGUCAGGGCUGCCCGUUCGCAACGGUCUAGAGCACGCGCGAGAAAUCGCGCUGAUGUCUCUAGAGUUACUGAAGGCUGUGAAGACUUUCACCAUAAAACACAGACCUGACGACAAGCUCAAACUCCGAAUCGGAAUUCACUCUGGACCUUGUGUUGCCGGAGUCGUGGGUCUCAAAAUGCCGAGGUACUGCCUUUUUGGUGAUACUGUAAAUACUGCUUCGCGAAUGGAGUCCACGGGCCAAGCUCUAAGGAUUCACGUAAGCAAAUCGACAAAACACAUCCUAGAUGCGUUUGGCACAUUCCUAUUAGAAGAAAGAGGAUUAGUCGAAAUGAAGGGCAAAGGGAAAAUGCACACCUUCUGGCUACUGGGCCACGACUCGACUGCCAUCAGCUCCUGCCCGAGGGUGGCCCGACCGGAGUCACCCCCCGACGCUGACCCCCCGCCCCCGCUGCACAUGUCCCCGCCCCCGCCCUCCCCGCCCCCGCCCCUCGUGACGUCACCCACCAUCAUGCCGCCUUCCUACAACACCAUGUGCAGCGUCCUCACCAACAACAACAAGCACAUCGAGGCCAACCACAACCAUGCCAUAAGCUCCUCCACGCCCCUGCUCCAAGAGGAGACCUGAGGGGCCCCCGACGGAAACCCCGAUGGAAGGCCACGACGCAAGGGUUUUUGCCCACGCUCUUGGGACCACGAGGACAUUUCCCAUGGCGCGUCGCACAGUGGAUUGAGUCCAUUAGAGAAGGCGCACAUAAAAUUUUGACUAGAAUUGCAUAUUUUUAUGUUUAUGUCGUCAAAUUUCAAGGGGUGCUUCACUGGAAAAUAACACAUCGGAUCUAGAGUCCA